ACUUAAAAGAAUUUUCAAGUAGGUAUAUCCGCCGCUUAGCGGAGACCACUCUUGUUGAAUUGAUUGGUCAAGGCACCCACGUCAACAGAGUAGAUGGAAGAUUUGUACACGCAACUUCAAUCUGUCAACAUUAUAUAUAUAUAAGAACCAGCGGUCACAGAGAAGAGCAACCACAGCUAAAUCUGAUCAUGGCAAGCGAGGAUACUGUGAAGCUUUUGGGAUUUUGGGCUAGCCCAUAUUCCAGGAGGGUUGAGUGGGCUCUGAAACUCAAGGGUGUUGAUUACGAGUACGUGGAGGAAGACAUCUUUAACAAGAGCUCUCUUCUCUUGGAGCUCAACCCAGUUCACAAAAAGGUUCCCGUCCUGGUACACCGCCAGAAAGUGAUCUCUGAAUCGUACGUUAUUCUUGAAUACAUCGACGAGACAUGGAAACAGAGUCCAUUAUUGCUGCCUCAAGAUCCUCAUGAAAGAGCCAAAGCCCGAUUUUGGGCCAGAUUUGGAGUAGAGAAGCUUUUGGAAGCUGCAUAUAAUGCUUUGUGUUCCCUGGGAGAGGAAAAAGAAAAGGCGCUGAAAUUAGCAAUAGAGGCCAUGGAAAAGAUAGAGGAAGAGAUCAAAGGGAAGGAGUUUUUCGGAGGGGAGGGCAUUGGGUAUUUGGACAUUGCAUUGGGGUGGAUCUCCUACUGGCUGCCUGUUUGGGAGGAAGUUGGGUCCAUGCAGAUUUUGGACCCACUCACAUUUCCCGCCACCACUUCAUGGGCGAAGAAUUUUCUGAAUCACCCAAUUAUCAAGGACAACUUGCCACCUAGGCAGAAAAUGGUUCUUUAUUUUCUUGAACGCAGCAAAUUCUUGUCCUCUCUUCCUCGCGGGUGGAUUAAGAUUUAGUUAUAUGUAUGCUUUAAUUUCUUGUGCUAAAAUCCCUAGAGUCUAAGGUUUCGAAAGAUAAAUGUAUUGAAUUCUUUCUUAAACCAUCAGUUAUUCUAAAAUCUUAAAGUUUAU
Corylus avellana is the source of this 995-nucleotide messenger RNA. Its product is annotated as putative glutathione S-transferase. Gene Ontology annotation, molecular function: glutathione transferase activity. Gene Ontology annotation, biological process: glutathione metabolic process. Lineage: Eukaryota; Viridiplantae; Streptophyta; Magnoliopsida; Fagales; Betulaceae. Gene Ontology annotation, cellular component: cytoplasm. The record is from RefSeq and is a predicted model, not a curated record.